GCAGCCUGGCUGGGCAUCAACAUCUUCCUCUUCACGUACUACUUUCUGUUCUUUGACCGGGAUGAGCGGUAUUUCUACACCAGGGCCAUCCUUGGGUCUGCCUUGGCGUGGGCACGAGCAUCAGCCAAGUGCCUCAACUUCAACAGCAUGCUGAUCCUGCUGCCUGUCUGCCGCAACCUCCUCUCCUUCCUCCGCGGGACCUGCUCGUGCUGCAGGCGAACGCUGCGGAAGCAGCUGGACCACAACCUCACCUUCCACAAGCUGGUGGCCUAUGCGCUGGCCCUGCUCACAGCCGUGCACACUAUUGCCCAUCUCUUCAACCUGGAGCGCUACAACCACAGCCAGCAAGCCACUGACCGCAGCCUCCCCGCCAUCCUCUCCAAGAUGCAUCUGCAGGGCAGUGACAAGUGGUUGAACCCCAUCCACUCCAACCAGACGACCGUCGAGUACGUGGCCUUCACCACCAUCCCGGGGCUGACGGGGGUCAUCAUCACGCUGGCACUUAUCCUCAUGGUCACAUCCUCCACCGAGUUCAUCCGCAGGAACUAUUUUGAGGUCUUCUGGUACACACACCACCUCUUCCUCAUCUACUUCAUUGGCCUUGUCAUCCACGGUGUUGCGGGGCUGGUGCGGGGGCAGACCGAGGAGAGCAUGGAGGAGGUGCACCCCCAUCGCUGUGCCCGCUAUCUCACACAAAAGGACGAGGACUGCAGCCACGACUGCUGCAAAGACCCCGAGUUCGGGAGCAUCCCCGCCGAGUCUUGGAAGUGGGUUCUGGCCCCCGUUCUCCUCUACAUCUUCGAGCGGAUCCUCCGGGUCUGCCGUGCGUGGCAGAAAGUGGUUGUCACCAAGGUGGUCAUGCACCCUGCCCGCGUGCUGGAGCUGCAGAUGCAGAAGAAGGGCUUCCGCAUGGAGGUGGGGCAGUACAUCUUCGUCAACUGCCCUGCCAUCUCCCUGCUGGAGUGGCACCCCUUCACCCUCACCUCGGCACCUGAGCAGGACUUCUUCUCCAUCCACAUCCGGGCAGCCGGUGACUGGACGGAACGUCUGAUCGAUACCUUCCAGCAGCAGAACCUGGAGAUGCCCAGGAUCGAGGUGGAUGGCCCCUUUGGCACGGCCAGUGAAGACGUGUUCCAGUACGAGGUGGCCAUGCUGGUGGGAGCAGGCAUAGGCGUCACCCCCUUCGCCUCCAUCCUGAAGUCCAUCUGGUACAAGUUCCAGCAGGCUGACCAGACCCUCAAGACCAAGAAGAUCUACUUCUACUGGCUCUGCCGGGACACGGGAGCCUUCGCCUGGUUCAAUGACCUGCUUGCCUCGCUGGAGCAGAAGAUGGCAGAGUCUGGCAAGGCGGACUUUCUCACCUACCGUCUCUUCCUCACUGGCUGGAACGCCAGCAUUGCCAACAACGUAGCGCUCCACUUCGACACUGCUACAGACACGGUGACGGGCCUCAGGCAUAAAACCAUCUUUGGGCGGCCUAUGUGGAACAGCGAGUUUGCGGCAGUGGCCGCAGCCCACCCCAGGUCGGUGGUCGGCGUGUUCCUCUGUGGGCCAGGAGGCUUGGCAAAGAGCCUGCAGAAGUCUUGCCACCAACACUCCAGCCUGGACCCCAGGAAGGUCAAAUUCUAUUUCAACAAGGAGAACUUCUAA
Messenger RNA from Cariama cristata (Red-legged seriema), 1650 nucleotides. It is a transcript of the gene NOX1, whose product is annotated as NADPH oxidase 1. The transcript is spliced from 12 exons. The record is from RefSeq and is a predicted model, not a curated record. NCBI's taxonomy places the organism in Eukaryota, Metazoa, Chordata, Aves, Cariamiformes, Cariamidae. Gene Ontology annotation, cellular component: plasma membrane; NADPH oxidase complex. Gene Ontology annotation, biological process: defense response; superoxide anion generation. The annotation marks the transcript as partial. Gene Ontology annotation, molecular function: superoxide-generating NAD(P)H oxidase activity.